AUGGAAUGGGAUCAUGAGCUCAAAAUAUUUGACAGCUGCUACAGCAACGUCACACUAAAAGUCAAGGAAUUGCUCGGAGACGUCAUGGACGGAUGGGAGGGACACCGCGAUCCGGACGAGAACCGCCGAAAGGAACUAGCCAAAACAAUCUGCAACGUUCUCGAAGGAGAAGCAAGCAAGAACAAAGAAGCAAAGCAGAACAAGUUAUCCGAGGCCGAAAUGAGAGGCUUUGUGGGUGAAUUACAAGACACGUUCCGAAACAUGAUUGCCGCGCAGAAGAAGAAUCGCCCUGCCGGCAAGAUCUCAUACGACAGCGUGAGCAGGUGCAUCAAAACGAAGAAACCGACCAAGGACAAGGGAACGUAA
Molecule: messenger RNA, 366 nt
Organism: Metarhizium brunneum ARSEF 3297
Lineage: Eukaryota; Fungi; Ascomycota; Sordariomycetes; Hypocreales; Clavicipitaceae
Source: RefSeq, a predicted model, not a curated record